Podarcis lilfordi (Lilford's wall lizard) is the source of this 7659-nucleotide messenger RNA. Lineage: Eukaryota; Metazoa; Chordata; Lepidosauria; Squamata; Lacertidae. The record is from the annotation of a GenBank genome assembly.
UGAAGGAGAUCAAUGACAACCCUCAGAUCUUACCCAAUACCACCUUGGGCUUCCACAUAUUUGACAGCUAUUUCAUUGCAAAAGGGACCUAUCAUGCUACAAUGCUGCUAAUGUCCAGCCCAAACAGAUUGGUCCCCAACUACAAAUGCGACAUCCAUCAUCAUUUGAUAGCAGUCAUUGGGGGACUGGACCCCCUAACCUCUCUUCAUGCUGCAACAGUCUUGGAUAUCUAUAAAAUUCCACAGGUAUAAUGUGUCCAUCUCUGUGCGGAGCAUCAUGGAUUUAAAGUUGUUGUUUUACUUUCAUGGUUGCAUUGCUUGCCAUAUUUCACCUUGUGGUGCAGAGGCCAAAAUAUGUGAACUGGUGUGGUGAAUACAGCAUAAGCUUCAAUACCACAGCAAGACUCUUAUACAGGGUAUACGAUUUUGAAUUUAUUGAUACAAUUUGGAAAACACACACGAAAUAAAUACUUUUUAUUUGAAGAGAGACCAAUUAUGCAGGUUGAUUUUCAUUCAGUCACCAAUCUUUUGGGGUGAAAUGUACAAAAGUCUCACGGUUGUAAACAUCAUUGCCUCACAAAUUUAAUACAAGGAGAUUGAAAUGAUGGUGAUUGAGUGGGAGUUGAAAACGGCAGCUUUCGGAUUGUGCUUCUCAGAAGUGGAGUGACAAGUUAUGGAGCAUAAAUCCCAUCAAAGGAAAAUUUAGAUGCGAAUUCAUGGGACUAUGCUAAAAUUAACCCACAUUUGGUAUCGAAUAUCUACCAGACUGUACUACAUGAAGUUGAUGUUAUGCCCACAUUGUGUUCGCAGGAAUGAAGGAAGAAGGGUGUAUGUAUGUCUUUAUGAAGGAAAUUUGCAUUUACUAAUGAUUUGUGGUGCCGUAGCAUAGGAUAGACAUGGGCAUGCAAAAUGUUGGCAGAAGGGUGUCUGUGUGUCUUUAUGCCGGGAGUACAAGCCCAUGUUAGAACAGAAGCUGGGAAAUGUGUUUUGACUGAAAAAGAAAGCUACAAAAAUGUAGAGUGUCCAGGGUUUAAAUACAGCAGGACACUUAUUUUCUUGGAAACAUGGUACCUUUCUUGUUCUUCUUUAUAGUGACAGUCUUCAACCUCCAAUUUUCACUUUUAUUUGUUGGAGUACGCUUAAUUGGCAACAGUAACACAAAAGACUCAAGAAGUAUUUCAGUAUUAUUUUCAGCAUCUUGUAUUGAGUGAUGGUGCAACAUUGUCCUUACUCAAAAGGUAACUUAAAUGUUGAAUAAAAAUGACUGAAUAUAUUCAUAAAACUAUUCCUAUUCUUUCUUUUUCUUCUGCAAUCCAUUUUAGCUCAUAUAUAGUCCGGCUCCAGUCAUGGAGGAUAAAACUCCAGGCCUUUCCUUCUACCAAAUGGUCCCACAGGAAGCCCUUCAGUAUAAGGGGAUUCUCUCCUUACUUCUGCAUUUCAGGUGGACCUGGGUUGGACUUUUUACUAUGGAUCUUGAGAACGGAGAAAGAUUUCUGCAAGCCGUGGUUCCAAUGUUUACUUCUAGUGGCAUUUGUUUUGCCUUUAUUGAGAGAGUAUCCAAAUUAUCUCUUGUCACUGAUCUUAAAGACUUAAUACAGCAGGGUGCAAAAAUAUAUGAUAAAGUAAUGAGUAGCAAAGUCAAUGUGAUAGUCCUCUAUGGAGAAUCUUAUUCUAUGAUAUUUCUGAGAUGGCUUCCAUAUUUAUCUGAGCAAGAACAUGUGAAAAUUAACCCAAAGGGUACAGUGUGGAUAAUGACAGCCCAGGUGGAGCUGACUUCUCUCGUUUAUCAAAGGACUUGGGAUAAAGAAAUAAUACACGGGGCUCUGUCCUUUGCAAUUCACUCCAAUGAUAUAUCAGGAUUUCAACAAUUUACUGCCAGCAGAAAACCUGCCACCUCAAAAGAAGAUUAUUUCAUCAAGGACUUCUGGCAGCAGGCCUUUGCCUGUUCAUUCCCAAGUACAGGUGCAGAAGAUAUGGAUGGGGAUAUCUGCACCGGAGAUGAGAAUGUGGGGACUCUUCCUGGGCCUUUCUUUGAAUUGAACAUGAUUGGCCAUAGCUACAGUAUCUACAUGGCUGUUUUUGCCAUGGCACAUGCUGUUCAUGACAUGUUCUCAUGGAGACUCAAAUCAAGAAUGUUAAAGGACCAAGGGCAGUUGUCAUUUCAAAAUCAACAGCCAUGGCAGGUAAUGAAGCCAAUUUUCUCUUCCAGUAGAGCACCGUAUCAUGGGUGCUGAAAUAGUCCAUGGUUUGUUCCAUAAAUUAUCUCCCUGAUUUUUGUUUGUUUGUUCUUCUUUGAUUCUGUUGCCACUGAAUAUAUUUGUUAGACUGAUACACAUCCUCUUCUUCUGAUUUCCUUUUUCAAAUAUAGUUCCAUCAUUUCCUCAGAGGUGUAUUAUUUAAUAAUAGUGCUGGAGAUGAGGUUUCCUUUAACCAGAAUGGGGAGUUGAAAGUUGGGUUGGAUGUUAUUAAUUGGAUUGUUUCCCUAAACCAAUCCUUUCAUAAAAUUAAAGUUGGGAGGAUGGAUCCCCAGGCUUCUUCACAUCAAGUGUUCACCAUCCAUGAAGACGCUAUAACAUGGCAAAGGCGGUUUAACAAGGUAGGAAGAGAUCCAGUUUGGAAUGAACAUUGACUUCAGUACUGUUUGUAAACAUCAUUUCACUUAACCACAAUGAUUUUGUGAUGUGUGAAAAAAUCUUGAGCUGGUCAGGGAAAUUACACUUCAUGAACUUAUUCACUAUGGUAGUGUUACAGAUUAUUAUUUUAAGAAUUAUUAUUUUUUUGAGAAAUUGAUAGAUGAACUAAAUAUAUUCAUCUUUUGCUUUGAAUAUAUGUCAAAUGAUGAUCUUUGGUUGAGAUCCAAAGUUUGUCAUGCACAUUGAUUUCAUUGUAUCAGUUCAGAGCACUCCAUCUUUGAAUAUCACUUAAGAUCAUUUUCAUUCAAAACAUUCAAAAUUCUAUCAGAAAGACCAAAGUACAGUAGUACCUCGGGUUACAAACCUCGCCCCAGGUUGAGAACAGAAAUCAUGUGCCGCGUUGCGGCGUCAGUAGGAGGCCCCAUUAGCGAAAGCGGACCACAGGUUAAGAACAGACGUUAGGAACAAAUUAAGUUCAUAACCGGAGGUACCCCUGUGUAUGUAACCUUUAUUCGUUUUAUUUACGAAAUAAUCUUUGGCAGCGUGGUUGAAACCAGCUCUAUGAAAAGGAGGAAGUGAGAAAACCAGGUAGAAUCUCCUCUUUUGUUCCCCACCUUUCCAUCAGGUGGAAAAUAUUAUUUCUUGCUUGCCUCUAUCAAACCAGAACUUCACUAUUUAGAACACUAACUCUAUCAUCUUCCUAAUGCCCAAUGAAAAAGGCAAUUACAAGCAUUUCUUUUUACUUCUUUCCUUCUCAAACAAGAAACCGAUUUAGAAUUCUUCUCCUGUCCUGUACCUUUUGGUUAAAAGGGGUGAGCUAACACCCCAGAGGACAGGAUCACACUUCAAAACGACCUUGACAGAUUAGAGAACUGGGCAAAAACAAACAAGAUGAAUUUUAACAGGAAGAAAUGUAAAGUAUUGCACUUGGGGGGAAAAAAUGAGAGGCACAAAUACAAGAUGGGUGACACCUGGCUUGAGAGCAGUACAUGUGAAAAGGAUCUAGGAGUCUUGGUUGACCACAAACUGGACAUGAGCCAACAGUGUGACGUGGCAGCUAAAAAAGCCAAUGCAAUUCUGGGCUGCAUCAAUAGGAGUAUAGCAUGUAGAUCAAGGGAAGUAAUAGUGCCACUGUAUUCUGCUCUGGUCAGACCUCACCUGGAGUACUGUGUCCAGCUCUAGGCACCACAAUUCAAGAAGGACACUGACAAACGUGUCCAGAGGAGGGCAACCAAAAUGGUCAAAGGCCUGGAAAAGAUGCCUAAUGAGAAACGGCUAAGGGAGCUGGGGAUGUUUAGCCUGGAGAAGAGGAGGUUAAGGGGUUAUAUGAUAGCCAUGUUCAAAUAUAUAAAAGGAUGUCACAUAGAGGAGGGAGAAAGGUUGUUUUCUGCUGCUCCAGAGAAGCGGACACGGAGCAAUGGAUCCAAACUACAAGAAAGAAGAUGCCACCUAAACAUUAGGAAGAACUUUCUGACAAUAAGAGCUGUUCGACAGUGGAAUUUGCUGCCAAGGAGUGUGGUGGAGUCUCCUUCUUUAGAGGUCUUUAAGCAGAGGCUUGACAACCAUAUGUCAGGAGUGCUCUGAUGGUGUUUCCUGCUUGGCAGGGGGUUGGACUCGAUGGUCCUUGUGGUCUCUUCCAACUCUAUGAUUCUAUAAAAAAGGAAAUACAGUCAGUCUCUCUCUCUCUCUCUCUCUCUCUCUCUCUCUCUCACACACACACACACACAGAGAGAGAGAGAGAGAGAGAGAGAAACACAAGCUAGGGAUGGGAUGAUCUAUGCAAAUUUGCAAAGAGCAACCAUCAUAUGAAGAAUGGAUGGUUCUGAUUUGCUUAUGGUGAGCAGUCAAAAGCCGGCCCUGCAACUGCUUUUUGUUUGUUUGUGUGCCUUUGAGGCUUCUCCUGCUUUACCUUCUAAGAGAGUAAAAGGAGCAGACAAUUGCUAUGCCUGUCAUACUUUAAGGCCUUUCCUUUCAUUGUGUCUUCCCUCUCUGCAGACAAAGUUGGAAUCUGCUGCUCGUGGUUUUUAUUACUGGAUGUUAGACAUGAACAUCUAGAAAACAUCUCAGUUACAGAAAAUGUAUUAAUGUGAUUGUGGGUGACAGGAGAAAGCCUGAACCAUCCUUGGUGAUUGGGGAGGGAGUUGGAAUCUUGUCAGGUCUCUGCUCACUUUGCCAAUAAUAGGGGUCUUCUCUACAGGAACCAUAAAGAUUCCCAGCUCUAUAUUUUCUUUUGUUUCAUGGAUUAGGCAAGGCCUAUUUCUGUAUGCAGUGAGAGUUGCAGCCCUGGUUCAAGCAAGAAAAUGAAGGAGGGGGAGCCAUUUUGUUGCUACGAUUGCACUCCCUGUCCAGAAGAGAAGAUUUCAGACCAGAUGGGUAAGCAAUAUCACAUACAGAAAUAGGAAGCAGAUGGCCAGUAAUUCAGAGGAAGGGGAAUAAGCAUAAAUAUAUGCAUACAAUAUGGUUACAGGUUUUAUUCUUUUUGGGGGGGGAAUGGUAAAUCUGAGUGAUGCAGAGGGCCUUGUUGAAGAUGCAAAAAUCCAACCUGGUUUCCUUGGUGGAAUAAUUUGACCUUGUGCUGAAUGUGAGCUGAUCAGUCCGCAGCCUCCUUGCCUCAUCUUCAUCCCGUGAUCUCAGAACAGGCAAAAAGAGGGGUUGGUUUUACCUGUCUUCCUUGUAUGAGUUUCUGUGUUUAUAAACAAUCUCCUCCUUGAAGUCUCAUUCAGAUCCACAAAUGCAGCGUGGCUAAUAGUUUAUCUGCUCAACUAUAGGGAAAUUGAGAUGGGCUUGCAAGAUUAUGGCCUCUGUGGUUGAUAUUCACCUUCCCCAAUCCUGUUGUCUCGUAAUAGGAGAAAAAGGGGUUUGGCUUCUGGAAACUCUGUUUAUAUAAAAUACACAAUCACAUAUAAAAAAUUUACAUUUAUACACACACACACACACACACACACACACACACACACACAUUUUCCUUCUGACAUACCCUGCCUCUCAGCCUCUGGGUUCUCACCUAGGAUCCAUACAAACUCUCAGCUCAACUAAAAAAGUCUAGCAAUGAGAAGAGUUCCUGGAAACAGUGGACAUCACCCUAGCCUCUUGUUUCUUAUGGGCAGGCACAGGGGACUUGGUUCUUCCUCAGGCUGCCCUCCCCUGUGUCCCAUUCAGCUGCACACCCACUUCCAGGAGCAACAGGUUUGUUGAGUUUCCCAGGUGGUCCAAAGGGUGGGGAAAGGGACCUCUUCACUCGCACUGCAUUGAAUGACUGACUGAUUGAUUGAUUGAUUGAUUGAUUGAAUGAAUGAAUCUGUACACCCCCCUAUACCCAGAGGUCUCUUUCUUUCUUUCUUUCUUUCUUUCUUUCUUUUAUUUUUCUGUACCGCUUUAUAUUUUUAAGAAAAAUCUCAAAACGCUAUACAGCUUAUUAAAUCAAUAAAACAUAAAUAAAACAAUCUGAACAAAGUCAAAUAUAGAGUAUGAAGUCAAAGAAACAUAACAGAAAACUAAAAUAUUAUCUUAAUGAUUUCAAAGAAAACAUUUCAAAGGAGGUCAACUACAGAAUACAUAUUUAACACAGCUGGGUGAAUGUGGACCCCACCUCCUAGGCCAGGUGGAAAGGGCCUUGCAGGGAGCAGCCUUCAGGGCUUCUUCACCCUCUGACCUUUUCUCCUCCAGCGGCUGGAGGGAGAGAGAGAGAGGUGUGACAUCACGAGACAGCACAAUGUACAUUAGUGCAGCAGAAAGUUGACAUUUUAAUUCACCUUAGAUUAAGAUUUUUUUUAAUGGCAUAAAGAGUAAACAAAACAAAAAAGUGCAGAAUGCUUUAUUGAAAUCUCUUGAACGUUCAUGAUAAACUGCCUUGGCAGAGGAAAAUCAGGACCUGGUGUAACAUUGUCCUUGGUAAAGCACUACAUUUGAGGUUUAGUUGUAUAUAUUCAAAAAUGCCCAAAUCUCGUAGAUAAAUCAUUGCUUGGAGUCUGUUGGGAUGACAGGAUUACAUAAACUUUAAUCUAUGCAAGAUUAGCAUGGAUUGUAUGGUUUGGGACACCAAUAUAAACCUCAUAACUCAUUGCUUCUUCUUCAGAUAUGAAUGACUGUUUUAAAUGUCCAGAUGAAUAUUAUCCCAACAAUAAACAGGAUUUAUGUAUUCUGAAGGAAAUCAGCUUCUUGUCUUAUGAAGAACCUUUGGGGAUCAGUUUAGCCUCUUUUUCGCUUUCCUCUUCAAUCAUCGCUGCUCUGGUGCUAGGGACGUUUCUGAAGCACCACAACACUCCCAUUGUCAAAGCCAACAACCGGGAUCUCACCUACAUGCUCCUCCUCUCCCUCCUGCUCUGCUUCCUUUGUGCAUUGCUAUUCAUUGGACAGCCUCAGAAGGUGACAUGUCUUCUGCGACAACCUGUUUUUGGCAUCAUCUUCUCAGUGGCAGUUUCUUGUGUGCUGGCAAAAACAAUCACAGUGAUUCUGGCUUUCAUGGCCACCAAACCAGGAUCCAGAAUGAGGAAAUGGGUGGGGAAGAGGCUGGCUAACUCCAUUGUGAUUUCCUGCUCUUUUAUCCAAGCAACCAUUUGUAUUAUGUGGUUGGCAUUUUCUCCCCCAUUCCCAGAUGUCGAUAAGCACUCAGCUUAUGGAGAAAUUGUUCUAGAAUGCAAUGAGGGUUCUGUAACUAUGUUUUACUGUGUCCUGGGUUACAUGGGCUUUCUGGCUGUGGCCAGUUUCAGUGUGGCUUUCCUUGCCAGGAAGUUGCCUGACAGUUUCAAUGAAGCCAAGUUCAUCACUUUCAGCAUGUUGGUCUUUUGCAGUGUUUGGUUAUCCUUUAUUCCCUCCUACCUGAGCACUAAAGGAAAAUACAUGGUAGCUGUGGAGAUCUUUUCUAUCUUAGCCUCCAGUGCUGGGGUGCUGGGGUGCAUCUUUUCCCCUAAAUGUUAUAUCAUUGUUUUAAGGCCUGAACUGAAUGAUAAGGAACAGCUGAUAAGAUGAAAGGCUGGAUGAAUAUGUGGGUGUGUUUUGCUCUAGUCUGCACAACCAAUGGAUAUUUG